AUGGCCAGCUUACAAAUCACACAGCCAGGCAUUGGUUCGGGCAAACGGAUCGACUGGGAAAUGCCCGCAGCCAGCAACCCGCCACUGCCGCCGUCAACCGAGCUUCUGGCGGCAAUCAAAUCGCAAGGCAAACCGACGCCGUGGAGUGAGCAGGAGAUCCGUGCCUUCCAGGCGCUGGUAAUAGACCGCAUAGGCAUAUACCGGGUGCGCAAAGUAGACUGGAACGUGGUGGCCAUGCACAUCGGCACGCGUACGCCCGAGGCGAUCAAAUCGCGGUUCCGCCAGAUGCUCAGCGAAAUGCCGCACGACUCGCGCGCCAGUCUGAUGCAGCGGCGGCUCUCGCACAACGCGCAGCUGUGCGGCUCCAAGAAGGCGUCAAAGGCGCGGACCAGGGUGUGGACGCCGCAGGAAGACGAUGCAUUGAAGACCGCGGUGGCGCUGUAUGGUGCGCACAAGUGGCGGAUGAUCUCGGAGUUUGUCGAGACACGGCGGCCAAGCCAGUGCUAUAACCGGUGGCGGUAUAUGAACAGUCCGCUGAGCGGGAAGCGCGGGCCGCCGUCGUACUGGAUCAACGUUAUGUACCGGAAGAAAAAGCUGAGCAAGGCCGGGUCGUCGGAUGGCUCGUCGGUGCUGUCGGCAAUCCUGAACCAGCAGCUGCAAGAGGCCAUGGACCGCGAUGCUAGCAGUAAUACCGGGGUCGUGCUUGGGACGGACGAGGCGGGUGAGGAAAUCAUGGGUGCGGUGGACCGGGCGGUGCUGAAGCCGUUUAGCGUCGACGAGGACAAGCUGAUUAUCCAGCUGGUGCGCCUGCACGGCCGAAAGUGGGGCCACAUAACUAGGCUGCUGAACGCGGCAAACCAGCAGAGAGAGAGGACGAGGGAUCUUGGCAGCGACUCUCAGACGACACAGAAGCGCACCGCGAACUGGGUGUGCGAGCGCUUCAGGCUGCUGUCGCAGCCAAUCGAGGCCGGCGUCUGA
Messenger RNA from Linderina pennispora, 978 nucleotides. RefSeq lists its product as uncharacterized. Gene Ontology annotation, molecular function: DNA-binding transcription factor activity, RNA polymerase II-specific; RNA polymerase II cis-regulatory region sequence-specific DNA binding. Gene Ontology annotation, biological process: regulation of DNA-templated transcription. The coding region runs from base 1 to 978 and encodes 325 amino acids. Lineage: Eukaryota; Fungi; Kickxellomycota; Kickxellomycetes; Kickxellales; Kickxellaceae. The transcript has a single exon. The record is from RefSeq and is a predicted model, not a curated record. Gene Ontology annotation, cellular component: nucleus.